Myxozyma melibiosi is the source of this 1913-nucleotide messenger RNA. RefSeq lists its product as uncharacterized. Gene Ontology annotation, cellular component: nucleus. The record is from RefSeq and is a predicted model, not a curated record. NCBI's taxonomy places the organism in Eukaryota, Fungi, Ascomycota, Lipomycetes, Lipomycetales, Lipomycetaceae. The transcript has 2 exons. The coding region runs from base 379 to 1515 and encodes 378 amino acids. Gene Ontology annotation, molecular function: protein binding.
GCUCAGCUUCGUCUGCGUCUGGGCUCUGCGGUGCUGGGCAGGCAGAGCAUCUGGACUGUGGAGAGCCGCAUGGGAGGCGGCUGUGGUGUAAGCAGCGGGGCCUGUGUUGAUAGCAACCUCCUCGACCUGACUGACUGACUCUUGACUUUGACUUGACUCUGGCUCUGUGUCUGCGGUUGCAAUUCAAUUGCUUCUGCUCUGCUGAUCCACUGAUCUACUGCUCUUCUUCUUGAUAUAAAACACACAAAUCACCACAACGAUGCCAUAGCACCGCUCUAACUCCCCCACCACCUCUCUCUUUAUGGCCUAACCGUCAAACAACCUCGCUCCUCCACACUACUUCUCUUCACCACCACCCUCCCUCGACGACCGCGGACCAUGUUUACUGUCCGGCCAACUUCCUACGGCGGCCGCGGCUGCUUCGCGACCGCGCCCAUCGCGGAGGGCACAGUCGUCCACCGCGCGCCCGCGCCCUUCACCUCCGCCGUCAACCGCGACUUUCGCAAAGAAGUCUGCGCAUACUGCUUCCACUACGACCUCGGGCGCACGAUGAAAGUCCGUUUUCCGCGCGCAAGUCUCUGGUUCUGCUCGGACGACUGCCGCGCGAACUGGGUCGCUCACGAGGACGACGUCUGUCGCGGGCUUGUCUCGGACGUGCUCGAGCGGAUCGACAACGCGGUCGCGAAAGCGCGCAAGACAAUGCAGCUCGGUCGCGGCAUCGCCGAGCCGUCGGCCGAGUACGACGUCGACUACGUGCCCGACGACGUCAUCCUCGACGGAUCGCCCGAGAGCGCGGACGAGAUCGAGCAGGUCUGGCAGACGAUUGCGCAGCGCAUCGAGCCUGCGGCACCGGCGGCGAGUAAUCCGCUGAAGAAUCCGUUGCUUAAAGUCCGGUUGCUCGCGCUCGAGGAGAUCGAAUGGGACUCUGCGCGUCUUGUCGCUGUUGCUCUUGUCCGGAAGUACUUGGAGGAGGAGGAGGAAUCCACAGCUGCCGAGAGUAGAAAACUACCAGACCACUUCCUCUGGAGCAAAUUCUACAGCCUCGAAUCCCACGAGGUCGAUCUGCUCGCGCGCGUGCCUGCCCUUCUCGAAUCGCACGUCCGUGUGUUUUUGUUCCUGCUCGCAGUCAUGCCGCCUGCUUUACUCCCCCACGUCACGAUCGCAAACGUGCGCGCCGUCGUCUCGCGCGAGGCCGCGAACGCGUUCGGCAUCUGGCAGCUGCCACUCAGUUCAGAGUCGGAGUUUCUUGGCUCUGCCAUUUUUCCUUCCGGCUCUUAUUUCAACCACAGCUGCGAACCAAACGUCGCGAAAUCAAGAGUAGGCAGAUCAAUGCACUUCACGACUACCCGCGACAUUGCCCCGGAUGAGGAACUCUGCAUUAGCUACGGCAUGAUGCUCGACCAGCCUGUUGACUCCCGCCGCGAGACGUUGAAAGAGCAGUGGUAUUUCGACUGUGGAUGCGUGCGGUGUGCUCGAGAGUUGGCUGAGGCUAAUAGUUCUAAUUCCAGUGGUUGAUCUCUGGUGGUAUCUACUUUUUUUUUGGAUACAUAUUCUGUAUAUAGUCAUUCAUCGUCACUUGCUUCUUCAUCUGGUUUUGGAAAUACCUUGGAAAAUUGUUUUCUUUUAGUUUUGGCGCACGCAUCUAUUCAAGAUUGUUUUAUUUUUCAUCGUUUGUUUUUGGUUUUUUGACUUGCCUUCCUGCCUUUCUGCCUUUUGAGGCUUGAUUUGAGUACACACCGUGUCUCCACUUCACCUUUUCCUUUGUUUUACGAGCCUGCCCUCUUUCAUCUUCAUUAAAGAGAAAGAAUACCACAUGAUUAGAAACUGUAUAUAAAUAAAAUAUUCGUUACAAUAGCAAAUAGCAAAAAUUGCAGUUGAUAAGGAAAUCGCCACAAACCCCUCACAUCAUCAAG